AAAAAAACCAGUAUAGAAUAUAUUCGCCUAAAUUUUCUAAAAGAAUUGAAUAAUGUUAAAGAGUGCGAUCAAAAAUAGUUAAUGUUUUCUGAGUCUAUUGGAUGUGUAUGGUGUUCUGAGUGUACUGGAUGUGUUGGUGUUCUGAGUAAACUGGAUGUUUUUUUUUAUAUUUGCAAAUUGUUUUCAAAAGACUAGAACAGCGUAUUUGUGAGAAGUGGUUUUUACAAUUAAAAAAAGCUGAACAAAUUAUUUUAUCCACGAAAACAGCAAAAAAACGUACAACACAAUAAACUAAAAUAUGUCGUAAUACGUUGAGAUGUCUGCAAAUACAACUCAAGACGAGUCGGAAGAAAAAUGGAUUAAAUUAACGUUUACUGUCACUCGGUAUAUUAUUCUUAUCUUGGGUAUUUUAGGAAAUGCACUUUUAAUUAUUGCAUUAAUUAAAAUUCGACGUUAUAAAAAGUUUGUUGAUAAGCUUAUCAUAAAUUCAUGUGCUAUUAAUGUUUUGCUCGUAUCAGUUUCAAUUCCAGCAGACCUAAUUACGCGAGCUUCUCAAAACUAUCCCUUCGGAGACGUAGGGUGUAAACUUUUAUUACCUGUUUCUACGUACGCCGUAAAUACAGGCGUGUUUACUUUAUUAGUAAUAGCAUUUGAGCGUUGGAAAGUUGUUGCUCAACCAUUUAGUUUAAUUAACGACGGGUUAAGAUCUGUCUUAAUUAUAUUAACCAUUCAUCUUUGUGGUAUUGGAACUGUUAUACCUUAUGUGGUCACACUACAUCGUAUUUAUCAACCUGAAAGCAAUAGAUUAGAAUGUAAUGAAACCUGGUCCUAUGAUUCGGCUCGUUUAUAUACCGUAGCAUUGUUUGCAAUGCAGUAUGUUAUUCCUGUUCCUAUUAUGCUUGCAUUUUACCUAAAAGCGUGGGUAAUUAUCCAAAGAAGAAAUCUAGCUGUCACUAGACCAAUGACUCCUUUAUUUUUAAACUGCGAACAAAGUGAAAAUUUAGAAAUAACACGUAAAACAUUUUCUUUUAGUCACGAAGUCGAACAACGUAAAAACUCCGAAAAAUCGACACCAUUAUUGCCGUUAAUAUCAAGACAAAAAAGUUUUCGACGUUCUAGCGAGAUUUUUAUGAAUUAUAUUUUCCCAACCUCAAUGAUUGAACCGACAGUUUUACAGCAUAAAGCUCUUGAACGACGAUUUCGACAAAGUCGCGAUUUAUUACGCACAUUCACCGUUGUUGUUAUGGUAUUUGUUGUAUUUAUGCUUCCGAACCAGAUAUAUUGGAUAACAUUAUAUUUCAGUCAAAACAAACAAAACCAUAUUGUUUAUAAUGUGGUUUAUAUACUAACAUAUGCAAAUUGCGUUUUUAAUCCAUGGAUCUACGGAGGUCUAAAUCAAAGGUUCAGAAAAGAUUUUAGAUGCGUAAUGUUUAGAAUAUCGUCUGUGUUUACCAAUUAAUCACAACUUAAUUAUAAAAAAUUGUCAAAAAUUUUUAAAACAAUUUAAAAA
Messenger RNA from Hydra vulgaris (swiftwater hydra), 1510 nucleotides. RefSeq names its product neuropeptide Y receptor type 5. The record is from RefSeq and is a predicted model, not a curated record. Gene Ontology annotation, cellular component: plasma membrane. Gene Ontology annotation, biological process: G protein-coupled receptor signaling pathway. Lineage: Eukaryota; Metazoa; Cnidaria; Hydrozoa; Anthoathecata; Hydridae. Gene Ontology annotation, molecular function: G protein-coupled receptor activity.